Molecule: messenger RNA, 9240 nt
Organism: Colletotrichum lupini
Lineage: Eukaryota; Fungi; Ascomycota; Sordariomycetes; Glomerellales; Glomerellaceae
Exons: 4
Coding region: 1-9240 (3079 amino acids)
Source: RefSeq, a predicted model, not a curated record
AUGGCUAAUCAAACUGAUCUUCAUUUCAUCAUUCAGCAUGUUUUCCUGCCGCCCAAGUUGCCUCACGCCGAUGACUUCAGCCCGGAGAACGAGAGUGCCUUGCUUCGAGUGGUCAAAGAUUCGGCCACCGAGUUUAUCGAACAUGUUUCCAAUAGUCAAAAGGCCUCCGUAAGGAUUGCCAUUGGUCUGAUGGAUGCCAUGAUACGCAUUCAUAAACCUUUGGGGAAGACGCUUGCAAUUGAGCAGGACGGCCUAUUCGAAAGUUUGCAGAAUCUGGCAGAUGAAAUCAUUUCGCUCAACGUCCGGGCUCAGAAUGCAGGUGUACUCAUCACCAAGGCUCACGACGCAAUACACGUGGAGGCGUUCGAGCUGUCUCCAAUCAAUCAGGCAGUCAUGUCAACCUUGGGUCGUCUUCGGCGGACUUUCCCCGGGACCGGAAUCUCCAUACAUCUAGAGGAGUUCAGCCAGCCUGGCUGUCAAGAGACACUUGCUGACGCUUUGUCGACAAUGAGCUCACAGCCUGCCCCAGGAACCCAACCAUUAGCCAAGAAAGCUGGGCAGCUCCAUCAAGAGCACCGCGAUACCACAAGUCCGAAAAUGGUCACCGAGCUCUUCAUCUCGACUUUUCAAGCUAUAGGGAAACCUCUUGACGGCACAAGAAUCUGGAAGAAUACCCGGGAAGAAGUCAACUGGAGCGAUGCCCUUCUUCCUUGGCGUCGUUCCCCUACUUGGCUGCUGAUUAGAGUCAGUCUGCAGCUAGCAUUCGAUCGCAAUAUCGACGGUACAAGUUGCAGUCUUUACAAGACAUUUAUGGCCUUUUUCAUGGCCAAAGUGCUUCGUCACAGCAUCGACACGGACAUGGAACUCACAUCAGAUCUUAUACUCGUCAUGAUCUCGAAAAUAUCCAGACGCAUGGGCAAAAUCUCAAAUGGCCGGAUCCACUCUAUCGUUGAUCUCGUACAUCAGACAAUGUUGCGAGCUAACCAAGUUCUCGCCGAUCGUUGGAAUCGCAUUCAACAACGGACCUCGCCUGGUUUCGGCAGAGAACUGGCCGAACUCAAAACCUUGAACUUCGAUGAAGACUCACACCUGCAUCUGCCAGCUCUUGACAGUUUCCUAGCUUCUAUCGACAGUCGGAGAUGUCACUCGGAAGGUUUCGAGUUCAUUCCGUCGUGGACUUUGAUCAAGUAUGACCCGGAAAUCUUCCCUUCGGCCGUGCUACAACCAGACAGGGAACAUUUGCAUUUGCAUCUAGUUGUGUUUGAAACAUGGGUUGAAUGUCAUCUACAGGCUUGGCUGAUAGGCGAGUCCAGCCAAGGCUACAAUGGAUCAUGUACCAAGAUACGAAACGUCAUUGAGGGUUAUCACGCUACCGCCAGCGGCCUUUACGCUGGAAACCCCGAGUCACUUUCCGUCAUGCUGCUGACAAUUCUCGAACUAUGGGUUGCUUGCGACAAAGCUGCUGUACAUCUGUUCCCGAUGCUGAGAGACUACAACCCCGAAAUUCCCAACGGCGUUCUACAGAAUUUGCUUCUUCCGCUCAAAAGCCAGAUAAAGAGACUUCACAACGCAGAAAAGUAUCUACUCGAUCGAAACCGCAGUUGCAAGACUGCAGCAUCCGCUCCUAGCAUCUACAACACCUGCGGCUCUCCACACUGUUUCCCUGUUCGUCAUUUUCAGCAGUCUAGGGAACACCAGCGCCUGAAAGAGGAGAUCGAGGCAAGAGCGCAACGAGACAGGGAAAAGAAAGUGGAAGAACUAAACAGAAAGAAAAAGAAGUACACAGAUCUCAUGGUCAAAUAUCGUACCAGCAAUUGUGAGUAUUAUGAUGGGUACAACCGGAGAACGGGGAGGUACUACACAAGCCACAGCGGUAGCUGCGCCCGCUGUUCGUACCACGAUCAGGCCAACAGCUUGCAAAUCGAUAUUCAUGAAUGGCCGCUGCCAUCACGAGAGCUUGAUGCAGAAUCAGUCGUAUUCGAGCUUUUAGUACCAGAAUCAUUCAGAGAAUGGCGGGAGGCUGCCGUGUUCUUUCUGUUUGAGGUUCUGAAAGUUACGCCGCGAAUGGGUAGUCAGAUACGAGAGUCUUCUUACUCCUUGAAAGACUACAAUGGUCUCUGCCAGUUCUUUCGAGGACAAUCCACGCCACACUUCAUCAGCUUGCUUUCAGAGGCCAAGCCGCACAUGGCAACCCACCGGAAGACGGUGCAUGUAGCAACUGCCACCGAAGAUCAGGUCUGUCUGAGCAAUGGACUACAUUACGCCUACUACGAUCAUCGCAGGCAUUGCUUCAUGGAAUCAUUUGGAGGAUCUGAUAUCAUCCCCAAGGAAUGCACUUACCAAUUACCCGCGGCGUCGACGACGUUACAAAAGUUUCUUUUCCGGCCGUCAACAUGCCCAAGUGGCCCAACGCCCAACACCGUCAUCGCCACACUUCACGAGUGUCCUCAUGAUAUGUCACUCGAGGAGUACAAGGCCCUAGCUUCAAUUCCUUUGGGAUACAAUUUGCAAUGGAAAAACAUUCUGUUGCAACUGUUCGCUCCUUCGGUUGAUUUGAAGAAGCGGGAGACUGCCCUGGUCAUUCUUCAAUGCAUAUCUCAAGCAGGACCGGGUGGUGAUUUGGAGUACAGAAGAGCGCAUGCAAUUUGUCAAGACGAAAGAUUUGCGAAUACGCUACUUGACGGAUUGGCCGAAGCUAUCACUCGUUAUGAGGAGAAUUGGCAGUCCUCAUCUGCCUUUGCCACUUUCACAGCCAUCACUCGACGUAUUCUAAGCCUUGCUUCAUCAAGCCUGAGGGGGAAGGCUCAGGACUCUGACGACGACGAUGACAAACUGGAUUUCCAACGCCGGGCACUCGAAGUUGUGUUGAUUUGUGCAGACACCUUCAACGUGGACAACCAAUUUCAGCACGACAUCUUCUCCGAAAGUUCCGCCGUCUCGACUUUCUUCCAGUGCUGCAUCGCUAUCCAAGAAGUCCAAAUAUUACUUGGAUCUGUGGAUGCGUUUGUUCGCCAUCUUCAUAGUCGUUGGCAACGAGCCUCCUACAUUCACCACAGCUAUCUAGCGAAGCAAAUCUUGUCAGGCAGCAGUGCUGGACUUGAUGAUGCCAUCAGUGCCAAUUGGUCUAGCUACGAGCCUAGCUACCAGUGGAAGGCACUCUCUGAGACGCAUAGCUCGUGGUUGACCAGUGUUACUGCGUCUACAACCAGUCAUCUCGCUGUACAAUUUAACCUUGUGACUGGCGAGCUCCUCGUCAAUGGCCUUCCUCUCGACCAUUUGCCUCAGAACUAUCUCAGCCACCUGACAUAUCAGAAUCUUUUUGGGCGGCUUUCCCUUGAGAUUCUGCCCACGGCAAAACCUGGGAUGACGUUUUCCUCGAAACGAUACUACGCUGGCCAUGCUGUCAGCCUAGGCCUUGACAAUGAGGGAAAUCUCUUGGUGCAGGCAACGCAGGGUCAAUGGGAAUUCGAUCUUGUCCCAAAGAGUUGUUUUGAAGGGCUGUUCCCUACCAAAUUUGCCAGCGACUUUGCUCAUUGGUACAAUUACGAGGAUGGUUGCAUCGAGUUUUGCGGCCUCAAAAAGCCAUGGAAUCAUUCAACGUCCAAUUGGAAGCUUCUGAAAGACAGAUUCACCGGGACCUGGGUGCUUAGGCGUAAUGAAUUGUGUCUGGUCAACGUCAACAGUCACUCUGCAAGGCUUAUCUCGAAGAUUCUCGAGCCGUUAGAAGACCCCUUUUCGAUCCACAUCAAUCAUCACAAGGAGACUUCAAUGAUUUCUAUAGAGCUACCUCGCGCUAUGAUGGAGUUCAGCCUCAAGCAAGGGGAGGCCUCCAUAAUGUCGAGACAAUAUCGUGGCAUGUCGGUGGACCCAAAUCAGGCAGUCGGAACUCUGAUCGGUCUGAAAGACAAGUUGGUUCUCAAAGUCGACCAACUCCCACAUCCUGCUCUCCCUGUCGGGCGCAAGAUCAUAGUGCUCGAAGGAAAUCUUUCGUUCUUGAAAAAGGAUGGCCAUGUCGAAGUCACUGUUAGCAAGGGUUUUGCAUCAAGGGUUCAUGCCUACGACGUGGACGAUACACUGAAUAGGCUCGUGAGCAAUGGCAGUCGACAGAGCAAGCUGUAUCUCUGUUACCUACACUCCUUGACAUCUUUUGUCAUUCCGGAUCCUCUUACGCACAGAACGGGUACCGAAGAGGCUUUGUCGAUUCUCAGCUCUGCAUCAGUCAGCUCUUUUGAUGUGCUGACACCUGAGAACGCCAGACUUUUGACUGAGAUUUCUCGUCUGACUCCAUGCCGACGUUACUAUCCAGUCAACGAAAGUGUCAUGCAACAAGUUGACUGGAACUCGCAACUUGGCUCCUUAUCCCAACACGGUCUAUACCGGGAAUAUGUCGAGGCCAUCUUCACGCAAAACAACCAAUCAAAGUUCCUUUAUCCACUACAGGAUUUCGGGUCACCCGAGUUGAAACCCAUGAGUUCCCGACUUCUAGCACGGGACAAUAUCCGAACGGCAAUGUUUCGGGUAUCGGGGUUUGGCGCUGAGUGUUAUACUAUUGAUCAAGACGUUGUCUACGAACCACGGGACCGGUCCUGCUCCCCUCGAGGGUUUCGAGCAUAUUCGGCGUCCAAACUCGUCUUUUUCGAUCAGCCGAUCCUGUCAAUGCCAGUGUCAAGGUCCAUGGAAACCUAUCUAUGGAACUUCCUUUCCGAAGGAAUUACUAUACUGGGCCCACAUUCACCUUUUUCGGUGGACGACAUCACAUACAAUGCCGAAUUACUGUCGAAUUCCUAUCAAUUCAUCGCGGAAAACUGGAUUGCGCUACAGUCCAAGUUGAAGAGCAUCAACAAGUAUAAGCUGAUGAUCUGGCUGGCAACGAUAGCCUUUGCAGAGAAUGCAGACUUCGCGGUUAUCCAAACCUUGGCUUCAUUCAAGACAAGCAGCACUAUCCACGCACUCUAUGCACCUGUGUCAGAUGGCUUUGAUCUCUCGAAUGGCAAGAGCUUCAUGGAUUCAACAGUGAGGCAUGAGGUCAUGAAAAAUCUCAAGCCCUUCGAUUCCUGUCCCGAAAUGUGUAUGCAGCAAAUGGCCUACGAAGACGACCAUUCAUUCAUGAAAAGGCGAGAGAGCGAAUUCCUCAGCAACAGAAACAUUGUUCUGGAAACCUUUCUCAACAUGAUAGAGUCUCAGUGGUCUUGUCGCGUUCCGAACCUGCCCGCCGGCUACAAAAAGACGAACAGUUGGCAUCAAUAUAUAGACGUGGGUAGUGCGAUGGCAAGCAUCAGGGCCCUUUUCCAAACCUGGUACGACAACCUUCAAUUUGAGAAAUACCUUCGAGAGGUAGCUUGCUUCUUGCCGACUGCAGUCAGCCCACUAGAAUUGGCGGUGCCUCUGCUGGUAACAACAGACUGGCCCACAUAUGACCAGCCUCGGUUUCUGACCGAAAACUCUUUGUUCAUGAAUUCUCCGCCACCUUCACUGAGCGAGAAGGUUUGGACUUUGGAUCACGAUUCAUUUAGCAAGCAUUCCAAAAGAGGGUAUAGAUUACCCUCGCUGCUUUCCCGGCUUCGUGUUCGUCACCGCAAGCUCGGUCAGUACGAGAGACAUUACGUGGAGGCCCUGGCUUCAAGCAUGGAGGCUUUAGAACGUCGUCAGUUGUCGGAAGAUCAUUACCGCACAUCGCCAGAAGAGAUAGCGAAACUGGUGGUUUCUUACCUGUAUCGCUGGCAAGCGAUUGUUCAGGAGACGUACGAACUCAUCGUACGCCGCCUUCUGAGCUGCGAUGAAACAGGUUAUUCAAGAGUACCCACCUUAUUACCUGGCUUCUACCAGUAUCCGAGACUCUCAACAUCCACCCUUCUUCGCAGACUAAAUCAUCUACAUCGUGACUCAACACCAACUCUUUGGAAGCUGGCAUUGACGCAAUUUGCCAUCGCACUCACCCAGUUUCAACGAGCGAAGCGGAUGCUGGGUUGCUUAGAAGACCCAGCUGCAUUGGCGAAUGAGUUGCGCAAUCCUGGCCACACGAACUGGUCCCCUUUGAAGUACCCAGACACUCUGCUGCUAGAGAUUGAGAGCGGCUUGAUAGUCAGGGAGGUGCAGGAAGAAAUCGCGGAAAGCAUGAGAAGUCCGCCCGACGAUGAGAAUGCUGUCAUGCAAUUGAACAUGGGCGAAGGCAAGUCGUCGGUCAUUGUGCCGAUUGUGGCAGCCUUUCUUGCGGACGGAACACGACUUGUUCGGGUUAUUGUGGCAAGGCCUCAGUCAAAGCAGAUGCUUGAAAUGCUCGACUCGAAGCUUGGGGGCCUACUUCAAAGACGCAUUUUCCAUAUGCCCUUUUCUAGGGCCGUCAAAGUCGGGCCCUCAGAGGCGAUGGCUAUUCAACACAUUUUUGAAGAGUGCAUGGAUUCUGGAGGGAUCCUGUUAGUUCAACCAGAGCAUAUUCUCUCGUUCCAGCUUAUGGCGAUUGAGACAGCCAUUUCUGGGAGUGUGAGCGUUAGUCGAAUGCUCGUCAGUUCCAAGGACUUUCUCGACAGAGUUGCUCGCGACAUUGUGGACGAAAGCGAUGAAAACUUUAGCGUCAAGUUCGAGCUGGUGUACACCAUGGGUACUCAGCGGCCUGUGGAACAUAGCCCGGAGCGAUGGGUAUGCAUACAUCAGGUCCUUGAAGUCAUGAGGAGGUUGCUGCCUGACAUCCACAAGAGAUACCAUGGCUCCUUGGAGGUUGCUGGAAGAAAUCGUGGCUGCUUUCCUAGAACGCGAAUCUUGCGCGACGACGCGAAGGCUACCUUGCUCAAUCAUAUGGCUCGUCAUCUCAGCGAAUCUGGAUUGACUGGACUUCCGAUGGGAACCCAGUCUGCCUCCAUUCAACAGGCGGUUUACACCUACAUCUCCAAGACGAGCCUCAUAGAGUCUGAAGUCGAUGCGGUCGAAAUGUCAGAUAUCUGGUUGCCAGCUACGCAAAACAGCAUCCUACUACUACGAGGGCUCAUUGCCGGCCAGAUUCUCAGUUUCGUCUUCUGUCAAAAGCGAUGGAGGGUCGAUUUCGGCCUCGAUCAUAAUAGGCGGCCACCUACACAACUUGCAGUGCCAUAUCGAGCAAAAGACAAUCCCAGCGCCCGCUCCGAAUUCAGUCAUCCGGAUGUCGUUAUUAUUCUAACAUCGCUGAGUUAUUACUAUGGCGGCUUGACUGACUCCGAUCUUUUCUUGAGUUUCGAGCAUCUCGUUCGUUCGGACAUGGCCGACAUGGAAUACCGCUUCUGGGUAGAGGACAGCCAUCAACUACCUCUCGCAUUCCAUCAACUCCCUGGCAUCAAUUUAGAAGAUCGUCCACAGUGCAUCGAACAGGUAUUCCCAUGUCUAAGACAUUCCAAGGGUGUUAUCGACUAUUUUCUUCAUCAUCUGGUAUUUCCCAAGGAAAUGAAGGAAUUCCCGCACAAGCUCUCUGCCUCAGGGUGGGAUAUAGGAGAGAGGACAGCAAAUGCGACGACUGGAUUCAGCGGGACAAACGACUCGAGAGCCUUUUUGCCGUUGAGCGUCAAGCAGCUGGACUUACUGGAUCAGAAGCACACCAACGCUUUGGUACUCGAGUAUCUACUUCAGGAUGAGAACUCCGUGGCAAUGAUUCCGGCAGCAGACAAGAACAGAUUGAAGUCAGACGCCGAGACUCUCUUGGACAUGGUUGUUGGGCUGAAACCCCCCGCUCGAGUGAUUCUCGACGUCGGCGCUCAAAUCUUAGAACUAGAUAAUCUCGGGGUUGCGAAAAAGUGGCUCGAGAUGACGGAAGACAACGAGAUGACACAGGCUGUUAUCUUUUGCGAUGAGCACGAUACUAUUUGUGCUGUGGAUCGCAGGGGCCGUGUCGAAAGCUUCCAGACUUCCCCGUUCGCCACUCAGACGGACGUCUGUCUUGUCUUCCUUGACGAGGCUCACACUCGAGGGACCGAUUUGAAACUUCCGGCAGAAUAUCGUGCAGCAGUAACUUUGGGGGCAAACUUGACCAAAGACAGAUUGGUUCAAGCCUGCAUGCGAAUGAGAAAGCUUGGGAAAGGCCAGUCGGUUGUUUUCUGUAUGUCCGACGAAAUCAAGCAUAAGAUUGCUGCCCAGUCAGAAAUUAGCGAGGCCUCAAUUGAGGUGACUCAUGUCCUGGAGUGGUCCAUCUAUGAGACGCUCAUGGAUAUGGAGCGAGGCAUUUGGCUGUGGGCAAACCAAGGUCGUCGGUACCAGCAACAUCGAGUCCUGUGGGACAACUGCAUGAUAGAGGGAUCCACGAACCUGACUGAAGAUCACGCAGAUCAGUUCCUUGAAGAAGAGGCACAGACUCUCGAGACUCGAUAUCGACCAGGUUACCAAUUACCAGCCGGUUUGAUGGGCGAUGAAGGUACUGGCGAUGCCAUCACCGAUAGGCUGCUGCAGUUUGGCCGUCACAAUGCAGAUUCUGCGACAUUUCGAGAAGAACAAGAGCGGGAGCUAUCGCCAGAAGUCGAGCAGGAGAGAGAAGUGCAAAAAGCCCCUCCUGCUUCGCCUGCGAAACAUCACCUACAUUCAGACCUCCGCGCAUUCAUUACUGGCGGAACGCUCAAUUUGCACUCGGGGGCAUUCAUCUCUGCCUUUCAGUCUCUGUCAGAAACCAGCGCCGCUCAACGCUACGAUGUGAAUAAGUUUCCUCAGGGACUCUUGGUAACAACGGACUUUGCUCGAACAAUCAUUCCCAUGGGAAAAAGUUCAGGUUAUGUCUCGGAUCUUUUCCAGAGACCUGUGCAGUGGGUUCUCACGAGGGCUCGUGGGACUGACACUGUGAUCAUCAUCAGCCCGUUUGAGGCUCAAGAACUCCUAGCAGAGAUACAGAACUCCAGCUUUGUUUCGCUGCAUCUUUAUGCCCCACGACCUAACCUCGGGUUCCGUCCUUUGGAUGAUCUGAAUCUCUUCACCAUCCCGCACCAAAGACUUCCUCAGAACUUCCCUAUUCGACUUGUCACUGAGCUGAACCUAUUUUCGGGUCAACUUUAUGUCAAGUCAAUGGAUCAGUACCGGGACCUACGGCGCUUCCUCACGUUGGAAUCGGAUGACUCAAGGGUCGAUCAUGAGAUUGAACUACCACAAGUAAUCGAUCAGGGGUACCUCGUGCAAUUCAUCAAAGUCGUUUUGAUGAAGAUACGGAGAAACUGUGAGUCAAUUGACAAGACUCAUGUGGGCCGAGUAUUGGAGCAGAGGACUUUGGAUGCUUCGGAUUUCGAGGACGGCACCUAG